Messenger RNA from Acanthochromis polyacanthus (spiny chromis), 3451 nucleotides. RefSeq names its product HAUS augmin-like complex, subunit 3 (gene haus3). The transcript has 5 exons. The record is from RefSeq and is a predicted model, not a curated record. Gene Ontology annotation, biological process: centrosome cycle; spindle assembly. Gene Ontology annotation, cellular component: centrosome; mitotic spindle; HAUS complex. NCBI's taxonomy places the organism in Eukaryota, Metazoa, Chordata, Actinopteri, Pomacentridae. Bases 1135 to 3111 code for a protein of 658 amino acids.
GUAUGCUAACAAAACGGACAUCUUAACUUCAAUUGUAAGUAUUACGGUGGCGAUUUGUUCACCAGUUCGACUUUUAUUGGCCAGAUAACAAACGAAAAUGUCAACUGACAAAAGCCAUAGUGCUUAAAAGGUUAGCUGUACUUUAUAGCCGGUAACUGAGUGUACAACUUUGCUUUAGCUAGCUUGCUAACUAUUUCUAAAUAGGGUUAGGGUUAGUAUAUAAAUACAAAAGCACAUAUUCGUUUAGUUUCUGUUCAGUUUUCAGCCUAAGUACAGUUCACCUAGAAUUAAUUCAUCAGAAUUUAUUUAAGAAGAUCAGUGUUUACAGAUGUUUAAUAUAGAAACUUUCUCCUUAACGCUCCUAUUAGUGUCUGGUUUAGUGCAUUUUGCAAAGAGCACAGUCGCCAUUUAGUAAUUACAUAAUAACAUGCUGUUUUUCGAUUUUUAUUCAAUAUGAACAGAUGGAAACUUUCAGUGGUUGUUUAUGCUUACAUAUGGGUCAGUGCAUACUACAUCGUUCAUUGUUUAUUAGCCACACCUCGUACGUUUUACAGCACAUCACGCCAAGAGUUUAAACAGUCUUAUUUAUAGUUUUACAAACUAGUGGCAAUCACUCUCUCGACGAUAUCGUGGUCUUUUACAAGGUACUAAACUAAUGCUUAACUUCGAAAAUGUCAGAGCACAAUGUAAUAUGUGGGAGCAAUCACAAUUACAUCGUUAAUCUACAUCGUUCAACCCGGACACUUAUUAAUUAACAUAAGAUGUUGAUAAGAGUAUUUUUCUGCUUGCUCAUGAAUAUACAUAGUUUAUAACUCGAGUUUUAAUGUUCACAGGUCUACCUCAUGCACAUUUUAAUUUUUUCUAGACUAAUUUUUGGUAUUAAAAGAUGAAAUUUUUGCAGCAUGUAGUGCUGCUAAAAACUUUGUGCUUUCUGCCAUUUGGUUUUCUUAGUGUGUAAUGCACACAACUUUAUAUGUCUGUUCAGGGAAAAACAUGCACAUCAAUACACAAGGUCAGAAUUUUGUUUUGCUGUAUCUUCUCUCACUCUGUUUGCCUUUUACCUAAUCCUCCUUAAUCUACACUGUGUUACUGAAUGAUUCACUAGCACAGUGUAAGGAGUGACGCAGGUUAGACAUGUUGGAUGGUGGGCAGUUUGUGGAGGCCCUGGGCCGUCUAGGUUAUCCUGGCGCGUCAUCACUGAAGGCCUCAGAAUUCGAUUGGCUGUUUGACUGUGCCCCAGAGAACCUACACUUCUUGCGCUUUUUCUGUCGGACCCUCAACCGGAGCAAUGUCAUCACCACGGAAGAGGCGCGUGCUUUUAAGGAGCUACAGAAGUCUGGCAAGCCAGUUCUGGAUGAGACGGCCUUGGGCGAGGUCCUUAAGACUAUUGGACAUUCAAGUGGGAGCAGCACAAGCAUCUUUGGGCCCUCUUCUUCUUCGUCAUCUGUGUUUGCAGCAGACGGGGAUCUGUCCGUGGAGGAUUUGGAGGCAGAACUUCAGGCACUUCAGAAAGAAAAAGAGCUGAAGCAACGGCGCUAUAACAAGCUGCAGGUUGGGGCCACUUCGCGUGCAGAUGUUGAUCUCCGACUCACUGCAGAGAUGGAGAGCUCUGCAUGUAAGCUGAAGGAGGUCAGUGCUGCUAUUGGAGCUGAGAAUGCUGACACCAACACAUUGCUACAAGCCCUAGUGGAUGAAGUAAACAAGCUUGCUUCAUAUCUCCCAGUUCAACCAGAAGCCAAGCUAAUAGUCAAAGCAGAACCUGUGGUCCAGUCAAACACCUGUAUCACCCAAAGGUCCACUGUCCUCCUCUCUCAGAUGUCUCUGGAUCCCUACUUGCAUCAAGAGGAGCUCAACACUAAAAGACUGGCUGCCUUUACGCAAAAGCAGUUUUUCCAGGGUAUUUCAGACAUUGUUGAGACUUCUUGCUCUGAGCGCCUCCAGGUUCUUGACCUCAGUUCUUGUGAAGAUCGAGAUGAAGAGAAUAAACAUGAGGGGAGAAGGGGGGAGGAUCACGUGGUGGAGCGCAGGAGGACGGAGAUGGCCAGACUUCAGUGGUCUCAUAUUGUGGCCCAGCACCAACUGAUGCAAGCCAUGUCGGAGGAGAAGAGUAUCAAAGCUGGAUUGGACUGGCUCUCUGAAAAGUCUUUUCAUACCAAGAGCAUUUCCACCUCCUCUUCACUGCAUGUGCGUGAGGUUGUGUCCAGAAAGGAACUGCAGGCUGUGGAGGCUGAGCUGGAAGCUCUGCUUCAUGGACCAGUACCUGCUGCUCUUAGGGAGUCAGCUAGGUUGCUUAAUGUGCCGGUAGUGAGGGGAGACAUGGCUCUGCAACUAGCCAGGCAGGACUACUACACCUCCAGACAGGAUCAGGUGCGUGACUACUUACUGCGGCAGAAAGCGUCCUUUGACUUGGUCCUCCUGGCUCAGGAGAUGGAGUUGAGGAGGUGGAGGACAUGUCAGAAACAGCUGGGAAGAGUUACCAGCAGACUGAUGAAGGACAGUGAAGAGGCAUCUCUAAGGAUUGAGUCCCUGGCACACCCUGACCUGGCAAUCAACCCCAGACCCAAUCCUAUCAUCACCUGCAAGGAUGCAGCGUUCAGUAGACUGCUCCAGAUACUUGACCGUGAUUCGGACCACGGUCGAUCAGAGCCUUUUCGGACAUAUGAAGCAUUGGACCAAGCUGCUUGCGAUCUGGCCAGCAGCCUCCAGCAGAGCCGAGAUGCGCUGGCUGGUGCCUGCCGUGAGCAGUGCUACACAGCAGCUCGUCUUUCUGGUGACUGUGAGGUGCUCCGUAGGGCCAUGUACACAGAGCUCCAGCAGCUGGUUUUAGGCCCGCAGGUACGUCCAAUGGCCAUUACUGACCAGGAGCUCCUUUGCCCAAAUGCACAGGAACUGACAGUGAAGCUUCUGGAAGCACAGUCACAGCUGCAGAGUUUGCAGCAAGUAAUGCAAGAAAUCCUGGGGGAAGUUAAAGCCAAGCGGUCCCAGCUGGAGCGCAAUGCCCUCCUCAGGCUUGAAAGGGAAUUGUACAUCUAUUUUCAUUUGGAUGCUCGGCUGCUGGAGAAAGUAGUGGAAGACUUGGAGGGCAAAAUGGCUGCAAAGAGAAGAAAGUAGUACAAUGUGCCAGAGUACAUGGAGAGUGCUUAUAGUUUGCUCAGCGUCACCUUCCAAUGCCGAUCUCAUAAUAACUGCAAUCCAGCUGAAGACAUGUACUCAUUAUCUGUGCUAAUUACAAGUGUGAGCCUACCUUCAUUUUGUUUGUGUGGGAGAUUAACAUUAAUCGACUUGGAAAAAUGAGCUGAGAUGUUUAUAUAAUGAGAGUUAGUUUCAUGCCAACAUUCAUAAACUCAUCAAUUUGUCUUAUAUCUGUUUGUUCUUUCUCAUGGUGUUAUAUAAGUUCUUGUUUCCUCCUUGCUUUAAGUCAUCUGUUAAAUAAAGUAAAAUCCUAACUUUA